GGCGGAGGGAGCGCGCCCGCGUCCCCGGCCCGCUGCGGGUGAAGCGCCGCCCGCGCGGAGAGGGCUGAUCCCGGAGCCGCCGCUCCGAGCUCGCAUUCGGAGCCGCUAGAGCAGGAAGAUGGCGACGGACGGCGCGAGCUGCGAGCCCGACUUCUCCCGCGCCCCCGAAGACGCGGCGGGGGCGACGGCGGAGGCGGCGAAACAAGACUUUGAUGUGGACACCCUCAGCAAAUCAGAGCUUCGCAUGCUCCUCAGCGUCAUGGAAGGGGAGCUGGAGGCCAGAGACCUGGUCAUCGAGGCUCUGAGGGCUCGCAGGAAGGAGGUAUUUAUCCAGGAACGGUAUGGAAGAUUUAAUUUAAACGACCCAUUCUUGGCACUCCAGAGAGACUACGAAGCAGGUGCCUGUGAUAAAGAGAAGAAGGCCGUUUGCACCAACCCCCUCUCCAUCCUUGAAGCAGUCAUGGCGCACUGUAGGAAAAUGCAAGAAAGGAUGUCCGCACAGCUGGCUGCUGCUGAGAGCAGACAAAAGAAGCUGGAGAUGGAGAAGCUUCAGCUGCAAGCCCUUGAGCAGGAGCACAAGAAGCUGGCCGCGCGCCUGGAGGAGGAGCGAGGCAAGAACAAGCACGUGGUGCUGAUGCUGGUCAAGGAGUGCAAGCAGCUGUCGGGCAGGGUCAUCGAGGAGGCCCAGAAGCUGGAGGAAGUCAUGGCCAAACUGGACGAGGAGAAGAAAAAGACGAGUGCGUUAGAAGAGGAGCUCUCCGCUGAGAAACGAAGAAGCACCGACAUGGAAGCUCAGAUGGAAAAACAACUCUCUGAGUUUGACACCGAACGGGAGCAGCUUCGUGCCAAGCUGCACCGAGAAGAAGCACACACUACUGACCUCAGAGAGGAGAUAGACAAGAUGAAGAAGACGAUCGAGCAGCUGAAAAAGGGAAGUGACAGUAAACCAAGCCUCUCUCUCCCCCGGAAGACAAAAGAUAGGCGUUUGGUUUCCAUAUCUGUAGGAACAGAAGCAUCUAUGGUGAGGUCUGUUGCUUGCCAGACAGACCCAGUGAUAGAAAGCGCUGAUCACGUGAAGAAGGUGCCUUUGACCGUGCCUUUAAAGCCUUCCACAGGGAGCCCCCUAGUUUCUGCAAAUGCAAAAGGGAAUGCGUGCACCAGUGCUGCCUCGGUCAGGCCAGGUAUUGACAGGCAGGCUUCCCAUGGUGACUUGAUUGGCUCCUCUCUGCCCACCGUCCCACCUCCAAGUGCAACCAGAAUUGAGGAAAAUGGACCGAGCACUGGCUCCACAGCAGAUUUACCCAAUAGCACCCCACCCCUUCCCAAUAACACGGCCCCUCCUGCCGUGCAAACGCCGGGCACAGUGACCCAGAGCCACUCACCAGCUCCACCUCUGCACAGUUUACAUUCACCGAGUGCCAGUGUGUCUUUGCAUCCAGGUUUAAACCCACGAAUCCAAGCAGCUAGAUUCAGAUUCCAGAGCAAUGCUAACGACCAAGACCAAAAUGGAAAUACUACCCAAAGCCCUCCAUCCAGAGAUGUCUCUCCUACAAGUCGUGACAACCUAGUGGCCAAACAACUAGCUCGGAAUACUGUGACCCAAGCACUGUCGAGAUUCACAGGCCCUCCAGCAGGAGCACCCCCAAGGCAUGCAGGACCCCCCUUGGGGGACGCUGGCACCUAUCCUCCCAUUGGUCGGACCAGCGUAAAGACUCCUGGUGUAGCAAGAGUCGACCGAGGAAACCCUCCUCCUAUCCCUCCAAAAAAGCCAGGGCUGUCCCAAGCACCUUCUCCACCCCACCCCCAACUCAAGGUCGUUAUGGAUAGCAGCAGGGCCCCCAGUGCAGGGGCCAAAGUGGAUAACAAAACUGUGGCUUCGCCUCCUUCCAGUUUGCCCCAAGGGAACAGGGUCGUAAGUGAGGAGAAUCUCCCUAAACCAUCCACCCCUCAACUGCCACCAAAACCAUCCAUAGAUUUAACUGUGGCGCCGGCGGGCUGUGCUGUGUCAGCCCUGGCCACGUCUCAGGUGGGUGCCUGGCCUGCUGAAACCCCGGGACUGAGCCAGCCUGCAUGUUCAAAUCGUUCCCUUGUCAUUCCCGCCACCAUUGCCUUUUGCUCUUCCAUAAACCCUGUUAGUGCCUCAUCCCGUAGAGCAGGUGCCUCAGACAGCCUCCUGGUAACAGCAUCAGGCUGGUCACCCUCCCUAACCCCUUUGCUAACAAGUGGUGGUCCUGCCCCCCUGGCUGGCAGGCCCACCCUUCUUCAGCAAGCUGCUGCCCAGGGAAACGUCACUUUAUUAUCAAUGCUGCUUAACGAAGAAGGACUGGACAUUAAUUACUCCUGUGAAGAUGGCCGUUCUGCCUUGUAUUCUGCUGCUAAGAAUGGACAUACAGACUGUGUGAGAUUGCUGCUGAACGCAGAAGCCCAAGCUGAUGUUGCUGAUAAAAAUGGCUUCACACCCUUGUGUGCUGCAGCUGCUCAGGGACAUUUCAAGUGUGUAGAACUAUUAAUUGCGUAUGAUGCUGACAUUAAUCAUGCUGCUGAUGGAGGACAGACACCUCUAUACCUGGCCUGUAAAAAUGGAAAUAAAGAAUGUAUUAAGCUCUUGUUGGAAGCUGGAAGUGACCGAAGCGUAAAAACCAGUGAUGGCUGGUCACCAGUGCACGCAGCUGUGAACACUGGUGAUGUGGACAGCCUCAAGCUUCUCAUGUACCAUAGAGCACCAGCUCGUGGAAACUCUUUGCAUGAAGAAGAGCCUGAGUCGGGCGUCUGUGACUUGGAAGGAGAAGAAGAGAGCCCUGAAGGCACAGCUGAGCCUGUUGUUCCUGCAGACCUCAUUAACCAGGCCGACAGAGAAGGCUGGACCGCUGCCCAUAUCGCUGCUUCAAAGGGUUUUAAGAACUGCCUGGAAAUCUUGUGUAGGCAUGCAGGGCUGGAGCCAGACAGGAGAGAGAAGUGCAAUCGGACUGUGCAUGACGUGGCCACAGACGACUGCAAGCACCUGCUGGAGAACCUGAAUGCUCUUAAAAUACCCUUAAGGAUUUCAGUGGGUGAAGUUCAACCAGGCAACAAUGGUUUCGAUGACUUUGAAUGCGAAAACACAAUAUGUAUUUUAAAUAUCCGCAAACAGACAUCAUGGGAUGAUUUUUCAAAAGCAGUGAGUCAAGCGCUGACAAAUCAUUUCCAAGCCAUCUCUUCUGAUGGAUGGUGGAGUCUGGAAGAUGUGACAUUUAAUAACACCGCUGACUCCAGCAUUGGCCUCGGUGCAAGCAGCGUGCGAUCCAUCACACUAGGAAAUGUGCCAUGGUCAGUAGGUCAGAGCUUCGCCCAGUCCCCAUGGGACUUGACAAGGAAGAACAAAGCUGAGCAGGUCACUGUGCUUUUGUCAGGUCCUCAAGAAGGCUGCCUCAGCAGUGUGACCUACGCAUCUCUGAUCCCUCUUCAGAUGCUGCAGAACUACCUCCGGCUGGUUGAGCAAUAUCAUAAUGUCAUCUUCCAUGGCCCAGAAGGAAGCUUACAAGACUACAUAGCACAACAGCUUGCACUCUGUAUGAAGCACAGACACACUGCUGCAGGUUUCUCCUGUGAGAUAGUGAGAGCCCAAGUGGAUGCGAGUUUCUCCAAGGAACAGCUCAUGGACCUGUUCAUCAGUAGUGCAUGCCUGACCCCAGUGAAACAAUCUCCUGUGAACAAGAAAAUCAUCGUCAUCUUAGAGAAUUUGGAAAAAUCUUCAUUGUCUGAUUUAUUGGGGGACUUUUUGGCACCUCUUGAAAAUCGCAGCCCUGAAAGCCCCUGUACUUUUCAAAAAGCUGACCUGCUGGUGCAGCAGCAUUUCCGCUGGGUGCAGCUGCGGUGGGACAGUGAGCCCAUGCAGGGCCUGCUGCCGAGGUUCCUGAGAAGGAGAGUUGUGAAUAAGACUGUGGCCAGCCCUACCUUUCCAAGGUCAAAGCUCUCCACCAAGUAUGAGUACGCAUACAGAGCAGAGCUAGACCAGCAUAUAGCUGAUUUCAAGGGAGGAAGUUUCCCUUUAUCCAUAGUUUCAAGUUACAACCGUCGUAGCAAGAAGAAAGGAGAGAAUGGUGCCUGGAGAAAGGUGAGCACUAGUCCUCGCAAAAAGCCUGGCCGUUUCUCUUCACCCACCUGGACCAAGCUGGACCUGAGUGAGGAAGGUAAGGGGGCGGGCACUCAGGAGCUGGUUUCUGAACGCAGAUGUGCUUUCAUUUUUAUCACUAUGCAUUCAACAAAAUUCUUAGUAUUUCAAAGCACAUUUUCAUGGAAUAAAAUAUAUGUAGUAGGCACAGUUCCAAAAAUAUUUGGGAGCCUCCUACCUGAAAAAAUAGUCUUUCAUACUAGAAUUCUGAGAUUAAAUAUAUCUUUACCGAAGUUGGUGACAGUGUCAUAUGUGAAAACAUUCUUUUCUUUUCUCUUGCAGGAGGUCAGUCCUCUCAGCAGCCAUCAAACUACCGAAUGCAGCAACAGUAAAUCAAAGACUGACUCGGGUGUUUCACGAGUUAAAUCUUUUCUUCCUGUUCCUCAAAGUAAAGUCACCCAGUGUUCCCAGAACACCAAAGGAAGCAGCAGCAGCAGUAAUACAAGGCAAAUAGAAAUAAACAACAACUCAAAAGAAGAGAUUUGGAACUUACACAAAAAUGAACAAGUAGAAAAACCUAACAAAUAGGCCUGCCUACAAUAUUCUCACUCUUAACUUCUGUAUAUUUCACACAGAAACCAAGAACGACAAGAUGUAAAUACCUUUAAAUGAAUAAAAUGUUUUCACUGUAAUAUAAAGUAUGAGUGCGGGACCACUAUUCAAUUUUUUGUAAAGAAUGUAUUUAUAACCAACUUUUUUUUUUCAAUUCUGUAAGAUUGAACUUCAAUACCAAGAAUGAUGCCAACUUUUCAAGUAGUUUUAUAAUAGAAAUAUUGUAAUCGUUUUAAUCAACGUGUUCAGGGGUGUUAAACAAAACUGCCUGUGUACUGUAUAUCUAUACAUAUGUACAUAUGUAUAUAUUUAGGAAAGUCCAUGAGUCACAUUGCACAGUACAUGUUACAGAAUGUGUACACAAUGUUGGUUUAGAUAAAAUACACCAUUUAAAAUGGAGAUCAGAAUUUUCUGUUCACUUGUUGAGGAAUGACUGAAAAAGGCAAUAACUAAUAAUUUCUAAACAGUUAAUUUCCAUUAAAAGCCAUAUUACAUAUUUUGCCUGUUAAAUUCUAGUUUUACAUUUUAAAUCUUUUAAUGGUUACAUUGCUGAUUGGUUGCAUCAUGUAUAUUUAUGCUUAUGAGUUUGCAUUAUGACUAAAAUAUAAAAUUAUAUAAUGCAAUAAAAUGUUAUCUUUUUUACAAAAGUUUUGUACCUAAGUGGAUAUAAGAAAGAACUGUGCAAAUGCUUCAAUAACUUAAUUCAGUGUUAACUCCCUCUUCAAUUUAAUUCUGGUAGCACAACUGAUAAUAAAUUGAUAUUUUCUAGAACUGUUUCUUCUAAAAUUACUAAUGAGAUUACUCUUAUACAACUCAAAGUUAAGAUGCUUUGACAUCAAAUAAAAUAUUGAAUUAGUGAAAUAA
Molecule: messenger RNA, 5566 nt
Organism: Hipposideros armiger (great roundleaf bat)
Lineage: Eukaryota; Metazoa; Chordata; Mammalia; Chiroptera; Hipposideridae
Gene: CTTNBP2
Product: cortactin binding protein 2
Exons: 20
Coding region: 119-4678 (1519 amino acids)
Biological process (GO): protein dephosphorylation
Cellular component (GO): actin cytoskeleton
Molecular function (GO): protein phosphatase 2A binding
Source: RefSeq, a predicted model, not a curated record